Molecule: messenger RNA, 469 nt
Organism: Suillus fuscotomentosus
Lineage: Eukaryota; Fungi; Basidiomycota; Agaricomycetes; Boletales; Suillaceae
Product: DNA-directed RNA polymerase, subunit N/Rpb10
Exons: 4
Coding region: 203-424 (73 amino acids)
Biological process (GO): tRNA transcription by RNA polymerase III; transcription by RNA polymerase II; transcription by RNA polymerase I
Cellular component (GO): RNA polymerase II, core complex; RNA polymerase I complex; RNA polymerase III complex
Molecular function (GO): zinc ion binding; DNA-directed RNA polymerase activity; DNA binding
Source: RefSeq, a predicted model, not a curated record
GGGACGAACACGAGCCAAUUCAUAUCGCCUGCUGAGAGAAUACGACAGAAGCCCUUGAAACGUUGCAGAGAAACGUUUCGGUAUAGAAACUACACAAGCCAUAAUUAGUGGCUGACAUAAGCAUCACACCUGGCAUUUGCCGACGGACCAUUGACGGACCACAUUGAUAGGAAAUCCUUUGCAAGUCUCUCAAACCACCACCAUGAUCAUCCCAGUGAGAUGCUUCUCGUGUGGAAAAGUCAUCGGGGACAAAUGGAACGCAUACCUCGAGUUACUAGCUAACGAUAUGAGCGAAGGUGACGCUCUCGAUGAAUUGCAGCUGAAGCGAUAUUGCUGUCGGCGAAUGGUGCUCACGCACGUUGAUCUCAUCGAAAAACUUCUGCAUUACAAUCCAAUGGAGCGCUCGAAGGACAAGAACUUUUGAUACCUUCUGUGCAGAGUGUGUUCCAUACAACUCGAACUGUUGCAG